AUAGGAAAAGGAGGAAAAGGUCCUCCAUUUCCCAGCAUCUGUGUAGGCACUGGACUCUGUCGAAGUCAAAGAUCCCACAUUGUUGUGAUCACUUCAGCACGUGAAUAAAGUAAAGGGAGCCUUGGAGGCUGCAAAAGUCUUCGUGAGCUUCAGGGAUCGUACACUCUGGGGAGGCCAUAUGGAAUCAUGGAAUGGAGAUGGAGUUUCAGUGCUGGUGGAAGCCUUACUAAAGAUGGAGGAGUCCAAACUGGAGAGAAGCCAUAUCCAUGCAUGGAAUGUGGAAAGAGCUUCACCCAAAGUGGUCAUCUUAUGGACCAUCAAAGGACCCACACUGGGGAGAGGCCUUACAAAUGCAUGGAAUGUGGAAAGAGCUUUGUUGCCAGUAGCAGUCUUCAUAGACAUCAAAAAACGCACACUGGGGAGAGACCUUACACAUGCAUGGAAUGUGGAAAGAGCUUCUGUGAGAGCAGAAAUCUUCUUCAACAUCAAAGAACCCACACUGGAGAGAGGCCUUUCAAAUGCAUGGAAUGUGGAAAGAGCUUCAGUCAAAGUGGAAAUUUUAAUAGACAUCAAAGGACCCAUGCUGGAGAGAGGCCAUACAAAUGCAUAGAAUGUGGAAAGAGCUUCAGUGACAGUGGAAGUCUUACUCAACAUCAAAGAAUCCACACAGGGGAGAGACCUUACAAAUGCAUGGAAUGUGGAAAAAGCUUCAGUGUGAGUGGAAGUCUUACUCAGCAUCAAAGAACUCACACUGGGGAGAAGCCUUACAAAUGCAUGGAAUGUGGAAAGAGCUUCAGUGGAAGUGGAAAUUUUAAUACACAUCACAGGACCCACAUUGAGAAGGGGACAUACAAGUGCAUGGAAUGUGGAAAGAGCUUUAGGCAAGCAAGAUAUCUUAGUGCACAUGAAAGAACCCACACAGGGGAGAGGCCGUACAAAUGCAUGAAAUGUGGAAAGACCUUCAGUGAGAAUGGAAGUCUUACUCGACAUCAAAGAAUUCACACAGGGGAGACGCCUUACAAAUGCCUGGAAUGUGGAAAGAGCUUCACUCACAGUGGAAAACUUAAAGGACAUCAAAUGAUGCAUGCUGGGGAGUGGCCAUACAAAUGCAUGGAAUGUGGAAAGAGCUUCAGUGAACGUGGAAAUCUUAAUAAACAUCAAAGGACACACACUGUGGAGGGGACAUACACAUGUAUGGAAUGUGGAAAGACUUUCAGUCAAGCAGGAUACCUUAGUGCACAUGAAAGGACCCACACUGGGGAAAGGCCAUACAAAUGCAUGGAAUGUGGAGAGAGCUUCAGUCACAGUGGAAAUCUUUAUAGACAUCAAAGGGCCCAUGCUGGAGAAAGGCCAUACAAAUGCAUGGAAUGUGGAAAGAGCUUCAGUGACAGUGGAAGCCUUACGCACCAUCAAAGAACCCACACUGGAGAGAGGCCUUACAAAUGCAUAGAAUGUGGAAAGAGCUUCAGUAAACGUGGAAAUCUUACUCAACACCAGAAAACCCACACUGGGGAAAAGCCUUACAAAUGCAUAGAAUGUGGAAAAAGCUUCAGUCAACCAGGAUAUCUUUGUGCACAUGAAAGGACCCACACUGGGGAAAGGCCAUACAAAUGCACUGAAUGUGGAAAAAGCUUCAGUAAACGUGGAACUCUCACUGAACAUCAAAGAACCCACACAGGGGAGAAGCCUUACAAAUGCAUGGAAUGUGGAAAGAGCUUCAGUCGAUGUAGAAAUUUUAAUACACAUCAAAGGAGUCACACUGAGAUGGGGACAUACAAAUGCAUGGAAUGUGGAAAGAGCUUCAAAGAGAAGCGGAAUCUUCUUGUACAUAGAAGAAGCCAUACUGGGAAAACUAGAUAGAUGCAUGAAACUUGGAAGGAGCAUCAGUCACCAUGGGACACUUACUAAUCAUCAUAGAAAGCUCACUGCUCAGAGGCCCUGUAUAUCCAUGCAGCAUGGAAAGAGCUUUGCUUUUAGCUGAGGUCUUAUUGUACAUCAAAGAACCCAUGCUGGGGAGAAGCCUUAUGAAUGCACUGAAUGAGGAAAGAGGUUCAGCCUGAGUUGUCAUCUUUCUGGACAUCAAGGAACACACAAGGAGGGAACCAUGCAAAUACAUUGCACAUACAAAGAAGUCCAGUACCAGUGGAAGUCCUCAACAUCAAAGCACACC
Messenger RNA from Varanus komodoensis (Komodo dragon), 2170 nucleotides. RefSeq names its product zinc finger protein 184-like. The transcript has a single exon. Gene Ontology annotation, biological process: negative regulation of transcription by RNA polymerase II. The record is from RefSeq and is a predicted model, not a curated record. Gene Ontology annotation, molecular function: DNA-binding transcription repressor activity, RNA polymerase II-specific. The coding region runs from base 187 to 1860 and encodes 557 amino acids. NCBI's taxonomy places the organism in Eukaryota, Metazoa, Chordata, Lepidosauria, Squamata, Varanidae.